Messenger RNA from Cydia strobilella, 1652 nucleotides. RefSeq names its product zinc finger protein 184-like. The coding region runs from base 61 to 1638 and encodes 525 amino acids. NCBI's taxonomy places the organism in Eukaryota, Metazoa, Arthropoda, Insecta, Lepidoptera, Tortricidae. Gene Ontology annotation, biological process: positive regulation of transcription by RNA polymerase II. Gene Ontology annotation, molecular function: RNA polymerase II transcription regulatory region sequence-specific DNA binding; DNA-binding transcription factor activity, RNA polymerase II-specific. The transcript has 11 exons. The record is from RefSeq and is a predicted model, not a curated record. Gene Ontology annotation, cellular component: nucleus.
UUGAUGAGCAUUGGCGACCGAAUAUGUUCGAAAUUAGUGAUUUCUUCGUAAAUAAACACAAUGUCGCGUUUUUUACUAUUAAAUUUUAAAGAUUUUGGUCUCAACCAAGAUAUAACACAGACGAUUCAGUCACAAACGCUUGCCUGUAUAUGUUGUUUGGAUUCGAAUGUACCUCUUAUCAACUUGUCGACUUGUAAACAUGAAAUAUAUUUGCAAAAUUUCUACAAAACUGUGGCUGAACCAACUAAGAAAGUUGUGUGUUUGGAGUGCCAUAAUGUGUUGAAGAUGAUAGAAACAUUCCGGCAGCAGGUGGUGAACAGCUUCCAGAGAUUGACUGAGGAAGUAACUUCAACGCCACCUCAAAACUAUAACAAACAUAAUAAAAAAAAGUACAAUUUAACAGAAAAGAAAACAGUGAACAUUUACCUGCCACCAGCAAAGUACACGGCGGAAAAAUGGCAACCCCAACCACAGAUAAACAAAAUUGUGAAGAAAGAGGUUGAGUCUGUGGAGCCUGCGUUGCCAGUGGUGAAAAUUAAGGCUGAGCCGGUUGAGAGUGAGAGAGAGAAGGUUGAGAUAGAGAUAGUUCCUGUGAAAAAGCAAGAGGAAACUAAAGCACCACCAGACAAGAACCCAGCCGUUCGAACAGUGACCCUGACCAAAGAACAGUUAGUAAUGGAGCGCUUGAAACAAGCGCAGUCCCCGGGCUACCUGAAGCUACCAUAUCGCUGCGAAAGCUGCGUCGUCGGCUUCAACUAUGAGGAGAAUAUACAAGACCAUAUGAAGAGGAAACAUGGCCCAAAAGUGGGCAGCGUGACGUGCGACGUGUGCCUGGCCGUGCUGCACCCCCCCGGCAGUCUCGCGGCCCACAUGUUCAGACACCUCACCAGAUACGAGUGCAUGAAGUGUGACGCGCGCUACCCGAGCUACGACGACACACUGCACCACUACAAGAGGCAACACGGCGACUGUCUCCGCUGCGCCGAGUGCCAUUACACCACCGACUCUCCGCAGAAGUUCAGGAAGCACAAGCGUCUGCACCACAAGCGGUUCACGUGCGCCGACUGCGGCGUGGUGCUGGCCACGCGGCCCAGCCUCACUCGGCACAUGGCCGUGCUGCACAACAAGCGGCUGUACCGGUGCGUGCACUGCUCGAUCACGUUCACGGACGGCGCCACGUUCGCGACGCACAUGCGCGUGCACGGCGCCGCGGCCGCGCGCGCCGCGUGCGCGCCGUGCGGGCUGCAGUUCAAGGCGUGGCACGCGUACAACGCGCACGUGCUCUACAGCACCGCGCACCGCAACCCUACCAAGAUAACGUGCAACCACUGCGGCAUGAAGUUCGCGACGGCGACGCAUCUCCGCAUGCACGUGCAGUUCAGCGACCACCCCAAACAGACCUUCCAAUGCCCAGACUGCCCCAAGGAAUUUGCUGUAGAAGCCGAGAUGAAACAGCACCGCAACAUACACAAGAAACAGCGGCUCAGGUCCACCGACAGGAUCUGCGACUACUGCGGCCGAGUGUACACUAGUCGAGAGCACCUCAUCCGCCACAUACAGACGCACCUGCUGAAGCGGCAGAAGGCAAAGGAGCUAAAAGAGCGAGCCAAGUCAACCAAACCACUAAAGGCGAAAUAAACUAUAUGCACUAA